CCGCAGCGAAGAUGUCGCUGUCCAAGAGGGAGCUGGACGAGCUGAAGCCAUGGAUCGAGAAGACGGUGAAGCGGGUCCUGGGCUUCUCGGAGCCCACGGUGGUCACGGCCGCGCUCAACUGCGUGGGCAAGGGCAUGGACAAGAAGAAAGCGGCCGACCAUCUCAAGCCCUUUCUGGACGAUUCCACGCUGCGGUUUGUGGACAAGCUCUUCGAGGCGGUGGAAGAAGGCCGAAGCUCCAGGCACUCCAAGUCUAACAGUGACCGGAAUCGAAAGCGGGAGCUGAAGGAUGUGUUUGGUGAUGACUCGGAGGUCUCCAAGGAAUCUUCUGGUGUGAAGAAGCGGCGCAUUCCGCGGUUCGAGGAGGUUGAGGAUGAGCCGGAGGUUAUUCCAGGGCCGCCUUCGGAGAGCCCCGGGAUGCUCACCAAGCUGCAGAUCAAACAGAUGAUGGAGGCUGCCACGCGCCAGAUUGAGGAGAGGAAAAAGCAGCUGAGCUUCAUCAGUCCUCCAACACCACAGCCAAAAAUCUCCUCUUCAUCCCAAUCCGAUCGUCUCCCCAUCGGCAACACUAUCCAGCCCUCCCAGGCAGCAACGUUCAUGAAUGAUGCCAUUGAGAAGGCCAGGAAAGCUGCAGAGCUGCAAGCCCGAAUUCAGGCUCAGCUGGCCUUGAAACCAGGGCUUAUAGGCAAUGCCAACAUGGUGGGGCUGGCCAACCUGCACGCCAUGGGGAUUGCACCUCCAAGGGCAUUACCUGGACAGAUGAGAGCUUUCACAAAUCAUAGGAAGGUGGAACUGAAGGAUCAGACAAAGCCCACGCCACUGAUCUUGGAUGAACAAGGCCGAACUGUUGAUGCGACUGGUAAAGAGAUUGAAUUGACUCACCGCAUGCCAACCCUAAAAGCAAACAUCCGAGCUGUGAAGAGAGAGCAGUUCAAACAGCAGCUAAAAGAAAAGCCCUCCGAAGAUAUGGAGUCGAACACUUACUUUGACCCUCGGGUCUCCAUAACCCCAGCCCAGCGUCAGAAACGCACCUUUAAGUUCCAUGAGAAAGGCAAAUUUGAGAAAAUUGCACAGAGGUUGCGAACGAAGGCUCAACUAGAAAAACUGCAGGCAGAGAUCUCUCAGGCUGCCAGAAAGACCGGGAUACACACCUCUACCAAGUUGGCCCUUAUUACCCCCAAAAAGGAGCUGAAAGAAGGGGAGAUCCCAGAAAUAGAGUGGUGGGACUCUUACAUCAUCCCGAAUGGCCUCGAGCUAACAAGUGGAACAUCCAAGAGAGAUUACUUCGGGAUCACGAACCUUGUGGAGCACCCAGCACAACUAAACCCCCCAGUGGACAGCGACACCCCGGUGACCCUUGGUGUUUAUUUAACUAAAAAAGAGCAGAAGAAGUUACGGCGACAGACUCGGAGGGAAGCUCAGAAGGAGCUGCAGGAGAAAGUCAGGCUGGGCUUGAUGCCACCACCAGAGCCCAAAGUAAGAAUCUCCAACCUGAUGCGAGUGCUGGGGACAGAAGCCGUUCAGGACCCGACAAAAGUCGAAGCUCAUGUCAGAGCACAGAUGGCAAAGAGGCAGAAAGCUCACGAAGAAGCAAACGCUGCAAGAAAACUAACAGCAGAACAACGAAAAGCCAAGAAAAUUAAAAAGCUCAAAGAAGAUAUUUCCCAGGGAGUUCACAUAGCUGUGUAUAGGGUCAGAAACUUGAGCAAUCCAGCAAAAAAAUUCAAAAUUGAGGCGAACGCUGGCCAGCUCUACUUAACAGGCGUGGUGGUUUUACACAAAGAUGUCAACGUGGUCGUGGUAGAAGGAGGUCCAAAAGCACAGAAGAAAUUCAAACGUCUUAUGCUCCAUCGAAUAAAAUGGGAUGAGCAAACAUCAAACACAAAGGGAGAGGAUGACGACGAGUCUGAUGAGGAAGCUGUUAAGAAAGCAAACAAAUGCUCUCUGGUUUGGGAGGGCACAGCAAAGGAUCGCAGCUUUGGCGAGAUGAAAUUUAAGCAGUGCCCCACUGAAAACAUGGCACGGGAGCACUUUAAAAAGCACGCAGCAGAGCACUACUGGGACCUGGCUCUGAGCGAAUCCGUGCUGGAAUCCACAGACUGAGGGGGCCGCUGCCCCGGCAUUUCUCGGCGUCUACGAUACCUCGCGGGAACUCGGACGAGCCCCUUCCUCCCCUCCGCUCUCCACAGUACAAGGCAUACGAUUAAAGAAAUAUUUUUUAAA
Tinamus guttatus (white-throated tinamou) is the source of this 2222-nucleotide messenger RNA. It is a transcript of the gene PRPF3, whose product is annotated as pre-mRNA processing factor 3. Gene Ontology annotation, biological process: mRNA splicing, via spliceosome. The record is from RefSeq and is a predicted model, not a curated record. NCBI's taxonomy places the organism in Eukaryota, Metazoa, Chordata, Aves, Tinamiformes, Tinamidae. Gene Ontology annotation, cellular component: U4/U6 x U5 tri-snRNP complex.